Molecule: messenger RNA, 1729 nt
Organism: Toxorhynchites rutilus septentrionalis
Lineage: Eukaryota; Metazoa; Arthropoda; Insecta; Diptera; Culicidae
Product: tigger transposable element-derived protein 4-like
Exons: 2
Coding region: 249-1526 (425 amino acids)
Cellular component (GO): nucleus
Molecular function (GO): DNA binding
Source: RefSeq, a predicted model, not a curated record
UUGGUUAUAAUUGAAAAAUUUGAAAAAGGCAUUAAAAACAAAACAUUAUCCAGUGAAUUUAAUGUGCCGCACAACACGAUUUCAUCCAUAAUCAAAAAUAAGAUCCAAAUUCGUGAAAAGGUAAGAAUAAAGGUUUUAACUGCUGAUGUUCAAUAUACCAAAAUGUAAAAAAUUUACAGGCUCGUCGGUUUUCGCUAGAAUUCAAAAAAACUCGCUCGGUUCAGUAUGAUGCCGUAGAAAAAGCUGUUAUGCUUUUUUGCCAGCAGGCGAUUUCGUAUAAUAUCCCCCUAUCUGGCGUGAUCAUAAAAGAAAAAGCCAAUGAGCUCGCAGCGAAACUAGAGAAAAAAUCAUUUAAAGCCAGCGACGGAUGGUUCCAAAAAUUCGUCAAAAGGAAUGGGCUUUCGUUUAAAACUGCAAGUGGUGAAAGUGCAGCUGUUGAUGUCGGAGCUGCUGAGCAGUUCAAAUCCGAUGCGUUACCGCUAUUGAUUGCUGACUAUAGCCCACAAGAUAUUUUUAAUAUGGAUGAAACGGGUUUAUUUUUCAAAUGCUUACCCAAUAAGACAUAUUGCUUCAAAAGCGAUAAAUGUCACGGAGGCAAAAAUUCCAAAGAGCGAAUCACAGUUGUUGUGGCAACAAAUAUGGACGGAUCGGAAAAGUUAGAACUUUUGGUCAUUGGUAAGAGUGCCAAACCUAGAUGUUUUAAAAACAUUAAGAACCUUCCAGUGAUCUACAAAAGCAACAAAAAUGCGUGGAUGGUGAGCGCGUUGUUUGAAGAAUGGAUUUUAAACCUGGAUGAGAGAAUGGUGUCUGAAGGAAGACGUAUCAUUUUGUUCAUCGAUAAUUGUCCUAGCCAUCCAAAUAUUCAACAAAAAUUAAGAAAUUGCAGACUGCAAUAUUUUCCUCCAAACAUGACUUCUGUGCUCCAACCACUUGAUCUUGGAAUAAUUAAAGCUUUGAAAGUGUACUACCGCAACAAAUUAGUAAGAGACCAACUGAAUGCGAUAGAAAAAGACGAAUUGUUGAAUGUCAACCUCCUACAGUGUGUUUGUAUGCUAGCUGAUGCGUGGCAAAAUCAUGUCAAACAAUCCACAAUUGUUAAUUGCUUCGUCAAAGCUGGCUUUGUGAAAUCAGAUAAUUUGAUUUGCAUCAAUGAAAACAGCAUUGAUAACGACCCACUAGAGGAAAAUGUAUUCCGAUCGAAUUUUGAAGCACUCGCUGAGCAAGGUUUUGAUUCUUUUGAAGACUACGUGACUUUUGACGACAAUUUAUGCGAAGGAGCAAUUUUGUCUGACGAAGACAUCAUAAAAACAGUGCAAGAGCAAUCAUCUAUUGAUAACGAUGAUGAUGAAAUUCAUUCAGUACCUGACGAUGUAGUUGACAAUGAAACUAUAAGCACACCCUCUCAAAACCAGCUAGAAGAUGCUUUCCAAACGAUUUAUGCUGGUUUAUUAACUAGCAAAAAAUUACCAAAGGACAGCUUUUCAAAAUUUUUUGAUUUAAAGAAAACUUUGUUGGGGGACAAAUAAGCUGAAUUUUGUGUCUUGUUUAAUGUUUUGUUUCAAUUUUUUCUGUUAAUUCCUUCGUUAAUAAUAUAAUUGAUUUGUUUCGCAUGGACUUGAGCGUUUCUCUCUUUAUAACGACAUCCGGAUUCUCUAUAGCGACAGUUUUUAUAGCGACAUUUCUCUAUAACGACGGUCCCUUGCGAUGUCGCUAUAGAGAGCUUUCACUG